This is a messenger RNA of Phycodurus eques (leafy seadragon), 1645 nucleotides long. RefSeq names its product mitochondrial ribosomal protein L54 (gene mrpl54). The record is from RefSeq and is a predicted model, not a curated record. Lineage: Eukaryota; Metazoa; Chordata; Actinopteri; Syngnathiformes; Syngnathidae. The coding region runs from base 1105 to 1524 and encodes 139 amino acids. Gene Ontology annotation, cellular component: mitochondrial large ribosomal subunit. Gene Ontology annotation, molecular function: structural constituent of ribosome. The transcript is spliced from 3 exons.
UUCAAUCCCCGGCCCCGACUGUGUGGAGUUUGCAUGUUCUCCCCGUGCCUGCGUGGGUUUUCUACGGGCACUCCGGUUUCCUCCCACAUUCCAAAAAAACAUGCAUAAAUUGGAGACUCUAAAUUGCCCGUAGGUGUGCAUGUGAGUGCGAAUGGUUGUCUGUUUGUAUGUGCCCUGCGAUUGGCUGGCAACCAGUUCAGGGUGUACCCCGCCUCAUGCCCGAUGACAGCUGGGAUAGGCUCCAGCACGCCCGCGACCCUAGUGAGGGUAAGCAGCUCAGAAAAUGGAUGGAUGGGGGGUAUUCCGUCUAUAUUUUAUUCCUACAAACACUAUUUUACAUCAAUAGUGUGGAACAUAUUAGAAAACACUGUACAAAAACGUUCAUUUACAAUAAAGGAAUAAAGAGCGGCGGGUCUACGGAAGUCUGGGUGGGUAUGUGACAAAAGCAGAAGCGGAAAGAGAGAAGAUGGUUCGGUUUUUCUUCAUUCAUAUGAUACAGUAUAGGCAUAGUUAGUUUUAUGAAAAAUUAUUGUAAAAUUACGUUUUUCCAUAAAAACGCAGCCUCGUAGGUUUAGCGAAGUGUAACGUCCCUGGCGCACGGACUUUUAAAGUCGCUCUUUCGUUGACAAAAACUCAAACAUAUAAAUUGUUUCGGAACGAAUCAACACGACGUUGACUCGCCUCACAAAUUUUGCGUAAACAACAACACUGUCGCUUCUUUAGUACGUCAUCACCUCUUACUUCCAUGAUCUCCGUCUGUAAUAACAUACAAACAAUAUAACUAUAAAAAUCCACAGUCAAACUUCAUUUGGCUUGGUAAUGUUUUGUUAUUAUAUAUAUUAUUCUCCCACUGAGACGUGUCGGCUAGAAAUAAAGCCAGUUAGUUGAGUAAAAUGUAUACUUUAUGAAACACAAGCUAAAAUAGAUUGCAGUACGUAUUGGCGUCUACAGGGAGCAGUGCAGUUUUAGAAGUAGCGUCAUGUCAGAGUGGACGGAAAGGAAGUAGAAGACUGAAUGUCAAAUUGUAGCAUGGUACGCUAAUGUCGCCUGUAGUUAGCAGGGUACUGUAAAAAAAAAAAAAAGAAAAAGAACAAAACCAAAAAAAUGUCCGGCCACCCUUUAUUUAGGGUCGCUUUGUUAACUAAACAAAUCGCAAACAAUGCGCCACUUCUAACAUUCCGUAGGAAGGACGCGUUAAACAAGUUACAAGAAUGUGGAUAUGCGAAAAAAGUGGCCACCAAAGGCAAAGGAAAGGGGAUGGUUAAAGACGAGCUAAAAGGACCAGAGGUGUGCAAAGAUCCAGUCCUGUUGACUUCUUAUGCAGUGGGGGCCAACAUCUACAAACAGGGAGCAGACCCCAAACUCAAACCUGUGGAGGAAUACCCAGAGUGGCUCUUUCAGUUGAACCUGGAGGCGCCCUACAAGCUCCACGAGCUGGAGGAGGAAAGCUGGGCGUACUGGAAGCGUCUCCGAAAGGAAAGCAUUUGGCGUCACAACAGAUUGCAUAAAGGGAAGAAGUUCUAGACUGCACUGAAAUCAACUUGGUUGUUUAUAUCAUGUCACAGCAUUUAAUGACUCUAAUGUACAUGUGUUCAUGUUUGUUUUUUUAAUGUCCAUCUCCUCAUUAAAAAAAAGUUUCCCCAUU